Messenger RNA from Lodderomyces oxycetoniae, 2664 nucleotides. It is a transcript of the gene KIC1, whose product is annotated as putative serine/threonine protein kinase. The transcript has a single exon. Gene Ontology annotation, cellular component: cytoplasm. Gene Ontology annotation, biological process: protein phosphorylation. The record is from RefSeq and is a predicted model, not a curated record. Gene Ontology annotation, molecular function: ATP binding; protein serine/threonine kinase activity. NCBI's taxonomy places the organism in Eukaryota, Fungi, Ascomycota, Pichiomycetes, Serinales, Debaryomycetaceae. Bases 1 to 2664 code for a protein of 887 amino acids.
AUGAGUUCUAUUCUGCAAUACAAAAGAACGGAAGUCAUUGGAAGAGGUAAAUUUGGAGUUGUUUACAAGGCUUAUCACAAACAGACAAAAGAGGUUUAUGCUAUAAAAGUACUUAAUCUAGACAGCGAAGAGGAAGACAUUGUUGAUGUCCAACAAGAGAUACAGUUUUUAACCGAAUUGAAAAAUGUUCCUAAUAUAACACAUUACCAUGGUUCUAUUCUCCAAGACACUAAGCUUUGGAUAAUUAUGGACUACUGCGCUGGUGGGUCCUUGAGAACGCUCUUGAAGGCAGGAGUCAUUGAAGAGAAGUACAUUGCAGUCAUCACAAGGGAGUUGUUGUUAACAUUGAGCGCAGUACAUAAGAUGGGAGUGAUACAUCGUGAUUUGAAAGCUGCCAACGUACUCAUAUCGAAAGAAGGAAACGUGCAAUUAUGCGACUUUGGCGUGGCGGCAAAGAUUCUGUCAAACGCACAGAAAAGAACAACUAUGGCGGGAACACCUUAUUGGAUGGCGCCUGAGGUGAUCAAAUCAGGAGAGACUUAUGAUAGCAAAGCCGAUAUAUGGUCAUUGGGCAUCACUAUAUACGAGAUUGCCACAGGCAACCCACCAUAUUGUGACAAAGAUGCAUCGUGGGCUAUGCAACUAAUAUCAAAGGCGACUCCGCCCAGACUUGAGGGAAGGGAAUACUCGCCAGCAUUGAAGGAGUGCAUUGCUUUGUGUUUAGAUGAAAAUCCAGAAGAGAGACCGACAGCUGAUAGCUUGUUUCGGUGUAAACUAAUAAAAGCAUACAAAGGUUAUUCAACAAAUAUUCUCAAAGAAGUUAUCACAAGGUAUUUGAUUUGGAGAGAGCGAAAUUCUUCAAGGGACUCUGUUUUCCUUAAUUUAGAGAACGAGAAAGAGGAUAGUAUUGAUGAGAUUGUUCUGAGCAAACUUUCCGGAUUCAACGUUAAUGGAUUUAACGAUGGCAAUGAUCAGAUACAAGUUAAAUGGGAUUUUGAUUCGCUUGAGUCUAAGGAAUACAUAAUGGAGAAUGACAUUGAUUUGAGCAAAAUAGAUUAUAACAAUGAAACCCAAAAUGAAGAAAAUACUUAUCCAACGUUGACCACAUUGAAAACUGAAACAUCAACAGUUGGUAGAAACAAUAGCACAAAGACUUUGAGCCGUCAAGGAAACACCACUACUGCCAAAUCGACAGCAGACAUCCCUAGAUCUUUACAAAUGUUAUUUGAAGACCCAGACGAGAACCGAAUCAAUCACACGAUUCUCACUGCUCCUUCGAUGUUCAAUAACCUGGACAACGGGACUGAGUCGCCUACAAUUGAAAUACCCGAUAUGGAAGCAUUAUCGAGCUUUCCUUCAUCAUCAACGCUUAUCAAUCACCAUUCUGUGUUGAAUAAACCACCAGCACUACUCCACACACAGUCUGCAUCUGGCAUGUUAGAAUGCCGUUAUACACAAUCGAAUACUUCUCCCAUAGAGAAUAGGCCCAGGAAAAAGACAAACUCAAGCACGAUGAGCAUAUCGACCUCCUCUGCUUUGUCGCCUUCCCCCAAUGGAGCUGCUCCACAUACACCUCCUUAUACAACUCACAACUCGAUACGAACGCCGUCACCAAAGCCUCCUACGAGCUUAAGUCUUCUGAACCUAACAGGCGGUGUUUCGAAAUCCGGUUCACCUUCAAAAAUGAAAGUCUUACAAAACAAUUCUAAUCCCCUUUUGCAACCAAUAAAUUUCAAAUCCGGGGGAGGCGAGGGUCCAAACAAACCAACAUUGUCGUUAUCAUCAUCAUCGCAUCCGCCAACGCAAGCGCCUCCAACAUUAAUUCAGCAGCAUUCAAUGCCUGUAUUACCACAGCAGAAUAGUCACUCCCUCCCCCCUCCCACUUCUUCUUCUUCUUCUUCUUCUUCGGGGCAAGCAGCAUUAAAUUUCAAAACAAGGAGAAACAAGCCCGGCUUUAUUCAAAUGCCAACGCCAUCUACAAGUCUCAAUACCCUUGCUGCUCUAACAGACGAUCACCGAGACGACGAAAAUGUUAACCAGUUUGGUAUCAAUCCGGCUCAAGCGGCACAAAUGUCAGUUUCUAUGACACCAGUGACAGAAAAGGAGCCACUACAGUUUCCUAUUAAAAAUGAUGGUCAAGCUGAAAGAUCAACUUCAUUGAAGGAGUCUACGUCUGCGUCUGCUCCUCCGAUCACUGCAGGUAGACCGCAUCAGAAUAGCAUUCUGGCUCAAAAGAAAUCACAGCCUUCUCCAUCCAAUUUGAAUACCAGUUUACCUAAUCCGCCCUUACAUACUAACACGAGUCUUUUACUGAGCAAGGUCACGGGUUUGACUCAGCAAUCGACAACAAAUGGUGUGUCAACGGCGCCUUCAACUACUUCUACUAGUAUUAGUAGUAGCAAUACCACUGCUACAGCACCUGCUGCUACUUCUACCACUGCUGCUACAACUUCCACAAAUACUGCUGCUGCAACUGCCGCAACUGCAGCUGCAAUUACUGCCGCUGCUGCUGCUUCUACUACUACUUCAUUUCCCUUAGUACCGACUUUCAAGGGAGAUUUAUUUGUUGACUCGACUACUAACAAAUCCAAAUUGAUAUAUGAACUAGACACAAUCAUUAAAUUAUUCAACCAAGGUUUAGACGCUUUAGAGGAGAAUUUAUAG